Molecule: messenger RNA, 1533 nt
Organism: Pediculus humanus corporis (human body louse)
Lineage: Eukaryota; Metazoa; Arthropoda; Insecta; Psocodea; Pediculidae
Product: LIM domains-containing protein, putative
Exons: 7
Coding region: 1-1533 (510 amino acids)
Biological process (GO): regulation of DNA-templated transcription; cytoskeleton organization; negative regulation of hippo signaling
Cellular component (GO): P-body; adherens junction; transcription regulator complex
Molecular function (GO): transcription corepressor activity
Source: RefSeq, a predicted model, not a curated record
AUGAGUGAAAGUGAUGAAUCAGGUUUAUUACACGAAAAGUUUUCGCGUUUUGCAUUAAAUUCAGACGAUUUAAUUGUUCCUAACGAUGCGGGAUAUGGUAGAAUACUUCCCAAGGACGGUCAAAGACAUUCUUUAUCAAGUCAUUCUGUAGUUCUUUCCAAUUAUUCACAAUAUGAAGAUACCGAUAAAUCAAUCACAAGGUCUUUGCCUGGUAGUAAUUUAUCAUCGCCAGGGCGGGGAAGUUUUGGUAAACCUUAUAGACCUGUUGGUGCUAUAGAAAGCUUUCUCGUCGAGCCAUCUCAUCAAUCUCUACCAGUUAAAAACGUACCACCAGAUUAUAAAAUUUAUGAAAGAGGUCAUAUAAUUGCUGCAAAUAGAUAUGCAGCUCCUAGACCAGUAGAACAGAUUAUUUGUAAUCCGAAUGAAAACGAUAUUCAUAAACUCAAUGGGGAAAAAUAUUAUUCGCAAGUUUCAUAUGCUACAAAUAGUCCUAAACAUGAAUCAGAUUUAAAGAGACAAAGUAGUAGUGAUAAAUAUUCUUCUAGUUCUUACAUAAAACAAAGUCCAACUCACAGUUCGAGUGGGAAAAGUACAACAUCACAUUCGAUUCCAUCACAAUGUUUAGCAUUAGACAAUCCAGGUGUUCUCAAACCGAUUUCGAGUGGACUUCCGAUAAAUUCAACUUAUUCCGAAAACGAAGAGGAUGACGAUGAUGUCAAUGCCAAGCUUAAAGUUUACGAUGGAAAUAUGUACAGUGGAAAAAAUUUAUUACCUUAUUAUGUGACACCACCUCGACAGACUGGUCCGACAGAAGCGGAAAGAAAAAUUGAAGAAUUAACAAGGCAGUUGGAAGAAGAAAUGGAGAAACAAGAAGAAGAAGGAGAAUAUUUUGGCAUUUGUCACACGUGCGGUGAAAAAGUCACAGGAGCCGGUCAAGCGUGUCAAGCCAUGGGAAAUCUUUACCACACAAAUUGUUUCAUUUGUUGUUCCUGCGGGAGAGCAUUGAGAGGGAAAGCUUUUUACAACGUUCACGGUCGGGUUUACUGCGAGGAAGAUUAUCUGUAUUCCGGAUUUCAACAGACGGCAGAGAAAUGCGCCAUUUGCGGUCAUUUGAUCAUGGAAAUGAUAUUGCAAGCAAUGGGAAAGAGUUACCAUCCUGGUUGUUUCAGGUGUUGCGUUUGCAACGAUUGCCUCGACGGAGUCCCAUUCACGGUCGACGUGGAUAACAAGAUAUAUUGCGUCAACGAUUACCACAGGAUGUUUGCUCCGAAAUGUGCAGCUUGCGGAAAAGGAAUAACUCCAGUCGAGGGAACAGAAGAAACUGUGAGAGUGGUUUCAAUGGACAAAGACUUUCACGUGGAUUGUUACAUAUGCGAGGACUGCGGCAUGCAACUGACGGACGAGCCGGAUAAGAGGUGUUACCCCCUGGAAGGAAGACUCUUGUGCAGAUCCUGUCACAUCGUGAGAAUAAGCGGAGACCCGAGGCAACAGAUUCAGGGAGUGUCGGCGAGUUACCAGUACAUGGGACACUGA